Paramormyrops kingsleyae is the source of this 1765-nucleotide messenger RNA. Its product is annotated as ras-related protein Rab-10-like. Lineage: Eukaryota; Metazoa; Chordata; Actinopteri; Osteoglossiformes; Mormyridae. The record is from RefSeq and is a predicted model, not a curated record. Gene Ontology annotation, molecular function: GTPase activity; GTP binding.
ACAAGGCGUGUCCGUUUGGUUGUCACCCAGAGGUACCUUUUGAAGGCUGUGGCAGUCGUCAGUGUAUAAGCGUGGCUGCAAUGAAGUCAUAAUAUAAUAAUAUUAUAAAAGACGGUAGUAAGACAUAUGUUAAGCUUUCGGAACAAAAAGGAGUCGUUCUCAUCGAUUGUAUAUUUGGGGCAUGAAGGGGGCAGAAGAAAUCUGAAAUGGCUAGCUAGCUAACUCGCUAGCGUAACGUUAGUGGCAGCCAUUUUGUCCCGACCGAUGAAAGAGCAAUCGAAAAUAAAACCGGGAGUGCAACCAUUGAUCGAUAGUAAGAAAUAAAAUCCGUUACACAGCUGGAAGGCGCACCACCUAGUUGUCGUUCUCUAGCUAUACUCGUAGCUAGUAUUAUCCAACUAGGCUCCUAGUCGGCUUGCUGGCAUAUAGCACGAACGUAAAAAGGCGGUUGAAUUGAAAGCGGGCUGUCGGGAGUGUUUCACUGUUCAGUUUUAAUCCAGUCACUGUCCAAUAACUGUUUCCAUUAAAUGCCAAAUGGCGAAGAAGACCUAUGAUCUGCUGUUCAAGCUGCUCCUUAUCGGGGACUCUGGUGUGGGGAAGACCUGCGUGCUCUUCCGCUUCUCCGACGACGCCUUCAACACCACCUUUAUCUCCACUAUAGGGAUUGACUUCAAGAUCAAAACAGUUGAAUUACAAGGAAAGAAGAUAAAACUACAGAUAUGGGACACGGCAGGACAAGAGCGAUUUCACACGAUUACAACUUCGUAUUACAGAGGAGCUAUGGGGAUCAUGCUAGUCUAUGACAUCACAAAUGCCAAAAGCUUUGAAAACAUCAGCAAGUGGUUGCGAAACAUAGAUGAGCAUGCAAAUGAAGAUGUGGAACGGAUGCUGCUAGGCAACAAGUGUGACAUUGAAGACAAGCGCGUGGUUCUCAAGUCGAAGGGGGAGCAGAUCGCGAAAGAACACGGCAUACGCUUUUUCGAGACUAGCGCGAAAGCUAAUAUCAACAUCGAGAAGGCCUUUCUCACGUUAGCAGAAGACAUACUUCGAAAGACGCCUGUUAAAGAACCCAACAGUGAAAAUGUAGACAUCAGCACCGUGGGAGCAGUUACUGGCUGGAAGGGCAAGUGCUGCAGCUAAGCCUCGUUCAUCUUCCCCGUCGCCUUUUUCUUUGUGUCCCUGUCAGAUUUCUGGGCACGGAAAAAUAAAAAACCCAACUGUAAACUGUUAUCUGAUUAAACACCCCUACCCCCCUUCUCCCUCUUCUUUUAAAAUAAACUUUUUUUUUUUUUUUCCAUAUCAGCUUACGUUUUACAAAAUCGAAAGGUUGAAACAUAAAAUCUGCACGGUCUGUCGGCCGUCUUUUUCGGGUGGGUUCUGUAGGCAAAACAUUGCACAACAUUUACUUCAGCGGGAGUGCUUUGGAAAAUGGACGCUUGUGCACUUCAACUGACCCUAAAUACACUUGUUUUCGGGAAAUAAUGAAAUAAAAACACUUUUAGCAUUAACUUUUUUUUGUACAGUAGUGGGAUUUAUGUUUAACUCUUUGGGCUUUGCAAUUAUCCGUAUAUGAGAGUGUCAGGAUGGACAGGUAGAUUUUUUUGCUUUAACUCUGGCUUGAUUUUUUUUUGUCCUGUGCCUUACAUUGGAGUAGGAUUGUAACCCACAGAGGGAGAGUCACUUGGGUGGCAUAUUGAACAUGUGUAACUUGACAAGUAUUAUUUUCCACAUACCAUAAUAUAGGAAAUAAAAGGAACUGUAGGCA